Striga hermonthica is the source of this 450-nucleotide messenger RNA. Lineage: Eukaryota; Viridiplantae; Streptophyta; Magnoliopsida; Lamiales; Orobanchaceae. The record is from the annotation of a GenBank genome assembly.
AUGACGAGGCCGGUCGUUCUGCAGCCACCGGCGUCGGUGGAUCGGCGGCAGCCGCUCCUCGGCGCCUCGGGGCGGGGGAGGAAACCGCGGCUGGGGGAGGUCGCCGGGGGGACGGCGGCGGAGUGCGCGGCGGUGUGCUGCUGCUGCCCCUGCGCCCUGCUCAAACUCCUCGUGCUGGGGCUGUACAAGCUGCCGGCGGGGAUCUGCCGGAGGGCGAGGAGGAGGAAGCGCCGCCGCAGGAUGCUGGAGGCGGGACUGCUGCCGCCGCGUGGGUGCGGCGGCGGCGGUGGCGGCGGUGGAGUUGAUUUCCCGGCGAUGGAUGCCGGAGAGGAUGUCGGGACGGAGGGGAGGGAGGCGGCCGACGAGCUGGACAGGGAGAUGAUGGAGAGGUUCUACAGCGGAGGCUUCUGGCGGAGCUCUUCCCGGAGAAACGAAGUCGAGGCACAGUGA